AUGCCAGCAAUCCCCAAUUCCGAAAUGGGAGAAACAAAAAUCCACAAGAUCGCGCUCCACCAGCUGGAAGAGAAAGGGCGAAAACUCAUCGAAUACGCCCAGGAGCACCCGUUACAGUUCGGUCUCAUAUCCAUCACCAUCGUCGCCGGCGUCGCCAUAAUCACCGUACCUCUUGCGCUAGGAUUCAGUUCUACAGGACCUGUAGCCGGUAGCAUAGCAGCAGCAUGGCAAUCAUCCAUCGGCAACGUAGUAGCCAACUCCUUCUUCGCGCUCCUCCAAUCUAUGGCCAUGAGUGGCACCUUCGAGACCAUCGGCAUCAGCCUCGUCGGCGCCGGCACAGUCGCGGCCUUCGUCGAAUGGUCCAAGGGCGUAGACUUUCACCAGCUGAUCGCCGGGUGGCUUCGAUUUACCCAGUCCAUUGGCUUCAACCCCGAGUCGAUCGAUUGGUCGGAGGGCGAGAAGCUGGUGAGAAGCGUAAACUGGGAGGGGGCGGCGAACGAUGUGGCGGGGAGCGUGGACCGCGCGGUACAGGAGGCGAUGAAGCACGCGACUUGGCUUGGGGAGAAUGCGCAGGGGGUUGAUUGGGCGCGGGUGGGGGAUGAGGUGGUUCGUGGAGCGGGGCCCGUGAUGAAUGAUGUGGUGCAGGGCGCGGGGUGGGCGGUGAAUGAGGCGGCUCAAAUGAUUGAGAUGUUUGCCAGACGUUUGAUGUAG
Molecule: messenger RNA, 711 nt
Organism: Morchella sextelata
Lineage: Eukaryota; Fungi; Ascomycota; Pezizomycetes; Pezizales; Morchellaceae
Exons: 2
Coding region: 1-711 (236 amino acids)
Cellular component (GO): membrane
Source: RefSeq, a predicted model, not a curated record